GAGCCUACUGUGCGGACCCUGGUUGACCAUGCUGUCCCGGGUGGUUUUUUCUGCGGCCGCCGCAGCGGCCCCCUGUCUGAAGAACGCAGCCCUCCUUGGUCCAGGGGUAUUGCAGGCAACAAGGAUCUUCCACACAGGGCGGCCAAGUCUUGCCCCUGUACCACCUCUUCCUGAACAUGGAGGAAAAGUUCGUUUGGGGCUGAUUCCCGAAGAAUUCUUCCAGUUCCUUUAUCCCAAAACUGGCGUAACAGGACCCUAUGUGCUUGGAACCGGACUUAUCCUAUAUUUUCUGUCCAAAGAAAUAUAUGUGAUUACUGCAGAGACCUUCUCUGCCAUAUCAACAAUAGGGUUGCUUAUCUAUGUAGUUAAAAAAUAUGGUGCCUCUAUUGGAGAAUUUGCUGAUAAACUCAAUGAGCAAAAAAUUGCCCAACUAGAAGAGGUGAAGCAGGCUUCCAUCAAACAAAUCCAGGAUGCAAUUGAUAUGGAGAAGUCACAGCAGGCCCUGGUUCACAAGCGUCAUUACCUUUUUGAUGUCCAGAGGAAUAACAUUGCUAUGGCACUGGAACUUACUUACCGGGAACGGCUGCACAGAGUAUACAAGGAGGUGAAGAAUCGCCUGGACUAUCACAUCUCUGUGCAGAACAUGAUAAAAGCCUUGUCUACUCUAGUAUAUCAUGUGAGAAACAUGUACAAGCCACAGUUGAAUGUAUCCGAAUCUACUGUAGGUUGCGUUGCACCAGCACUUCUAAGUAAAAAGACAGCAAAGGAUAUCGUUGCAUUACUUCCUUGUCCUCCAGGUGUAAACCCACUGACAUUUACAAAAAUGAAUGAUCAAAAAAGGAAAAUUGGCCAACAAAGAUCAAAGCAGAGCAAACAAAUGAAGAACGAUAAUGCUGGAGAUAUGAACAAACUAUAUUCAAUAAUGGAGUGCAUACUGCAAUCCAUUGUGCAACUAAAACAUAAAUUUUUCCUUGAUAUUGAGACUUUGCAGAGCAACAUGUUGCCAAACUUCAUUUUCGAGUGUAAGGCUACCAAAUGUUAUUCAUCUGUGUAUGCAUAUGCCACUUGA
This is a messenger RNA of Leptonychotes weddellii (Weddell seal), 1069 nucleotides long. Lineage: Eukaryota; Metazoa; Chordata; Mammalia; Carnivora; Phocidae. The record is from RefSeq and is a predicted model, not a curated record.